This is a messenger RNA of Saxophila tyrrhenica, 1413 nucleotides long. RefSeq lists its product as uncharacterized. The transcript has a single exon. Gene Ontology annotation, biological process: DNA-templated transcription. Gene Ontology annotation, molecular function: DNA binding; zinc ion binding. The coding region runs from base 1 to 1413 and encodes 470 amino acids. The record is from RefSeq and is a predicted model, not a curated record. Lineage: Eukaryota; Fungi; Ascomycota; Dothideomycetes; Mycosphaerellales; Extremaceae.
AUGGAGCACUCGCUUGCCAAAGCCGACUUCCUCAACAACCCGUCCGAUGCCGUGGUCCAGAGCUUAGUUCUGUCUCUGGGGUUGGGUCGAUCCCACGAGAACGCGACUUACGUAUGGAUGAUGACCGGGCUGACUAUCAGGAUGGCUCGGUUCCUUGGACUGCACCGAGAUGAAGACGAACGCGGCUAUGACAUGCACUUUCAGGCUGAGAUGCGACGUCGAACCUGGUGGAACGUGUGUGCACUCGACAUGCGAGCGACGGAAGAUCAAGGGACUGAUCUGGCGAUUACUCCGGGAAGCUACAGUACCAAGUUGCCUUCGAACAUCAACGACGCCGACAUCUGGCCCGGCAUGACGCACACGGCGAUUGCAUCUCAAUCUCCCACCAACACUACACUCCUGCGGCUGUGCUCUAAAAUCACACGUCACUCCCAAGAGCUCUUAUCUUCUCAUCAUCCGUUUGAAGACCGCAUCCGUGGACUACAGGUCUUGACGCAGGAGCUCGAAGAAGAGUACUUCAGCCGGACCAACCAGUCUCAUGACCCGGCGUAUCUAGCAGCGACAGGGACGAUGCGUGUCUUUCUCGGCAGGCUGACUCUGCUGGCUUUCCUGCCAGAGCUCUAUUCCUCCUCCGAUGACACGCUCUUCGUGGCAGCAAUCGAUGUACUGGAGCACAACCACGCCUUGAAUUCUGAUGAACGCUGCCUACCUUGGAGAUGGGUCUACGGCAAGCAGCAACAGUGGCACGCAAUUGUCUAUCUCCUUCUCGAGAUCUGCCGGCGUCCGUGGUCGCCUUUGGUGGAGCGAGGAUGGGCUGCUGUGAACAGUCCGUGGCUGGUGCCAGCGAGAGCAUCGAAUGAGAAGGACUUCAACGUACUGGCUCCGCUCAGAAGACUAAUGACCACGGCACGGCAGCAUCGAGAGAGCGAAUACACCCGGCUUCACCAUAACAUGGACGCUGCGUCGACUCUGGAGAGGGAAGACCGACGGCGCCAACCGAAACCCUCGAGCUCCAUUACCUUCCCAGCGUAUUUCGACGAUGAAGCCUUCUACUCGCGCUGGCGCGAUCUUGUCCGCACUCCCAACGAAACAGCUGAUGCGAGCAUGACAGGCAACUUCCGCACGAACACGCCGCACGGCAACCCAGCCGGCCCUUUGCGUCCAUCCCACGGUCAGUCUCAAAUAGCGAACCAGCGAACAAGUGAGCACCCAUCCUCAGCAGCGACUUCCGGGCUUGCUCCGUUGCCAAACGUCACACACUGGCCAACAGCAUCCUCUGGCAUCGUUGGCUUGAGUAAUCUCAGCAGUUUUCUCGGCACAGACGCAGAGUCGGAAUUGCCUGAUGCUACAACUCAUGCCAUUCUCGAUUUUGACUGGAGUCGAUGGCUUGAAUCCGCUAGAGGGACGCUGUAG